Molecule: messenger RNA, 4977 nt
Organism: Aegilops tauschii subsp. strangulata
Lineage: Eukaryota; Viridiplantae; Streptophyta; Magnoliopsida; Poales; Poaceae
Product: myosin-3
Biological process (GO): actin filament organization
Cellular component (GO): membrane; actin cytoskeleton; cytoplasm
Molecular function (GO): actin filament binding; ATP binding; microfilament motor activity
Source: RefSeq, a predicted model, not a curated record
CGGAUCAAGAGCAAAGGGGAAAAAGACACAAGAGGCAUGGUGGAGGCAGGGGACGGAGGUUUGAAAUUGUGAGGGAGAAGCGAAACAAAAGCCCCGAGGGGAGCGGGGGGAGAGAGGGAGAUAGCGAGCGGAGUAAUUGCGUUUUUGUUGGGGUUUUCGUCCUGAUUCGGGAGUGGAGGUUGAGUGGGGGGAGAAAUCAUCCUGUUUCUCCGGUGCUGCUCGCUUUUGAUGCGUUUCUUGGGCGAUUUCUGCUGCCGCUGCCGCUUCUAGUGCCUUGAUUCGGAGCAGGCUUUGCUUUGGUUUCGGGUUCUUUCGCCUUUCCUUUCGCCAGAGAUCGCCGGCUUUUGCCGCUGCCCAGGCGUGGCCGUGCCGUCCCCUCUUCCCUUGAAAAAUCGCGCGAAGUCUGGGUUCUUUUCACCCCCGUCCCUCGGUGCGGCACCGCCAAAAUCUGUCCUUGGCGCCUGCGAUUGGUGCUGUUUUCGGGGCCGGGAGUGUGAGAUUUCGACAGAUUUCUUGGGGGGAUUUUGAGGCCUCCUGGUGCCUGGUCGCGUAAUUCGGGGUUUGGGUGGGUGUCGCUUUCGGGCCCUUGCCGAGCCAGGGGGGUUCAUGCGCCUGGAGUUGGCGCUGAUUUGAUGAGAAAUGGACAAGUUCCUGGCCUCCACGGCGCUCUGCUGUAAGAUUUGGCGUAUUGCCGUGUGAGCCCUUGCGUGCGCUCACUGGUUUGGUCCGGUGGCUUGUUGAUUCCUCGGCGGUGAUGCUCACUGCAGCCGCCGUGAUGGCGCCAGUCCCGGCCGCUCCCAAGAGCUCCCUCGAGGUCUUGCUCGAGACCAUAAAGAAGCGCGACGAGCGGCCCAAGGAUGAGCCGCCGGCAUUGCCGGCCCGCCCGACGUGCCGUGGCCGUCUGCCCAGGGCAAGACGGUCGCCGACGCCUCCUAGGGUUCAUCUCGAGGAUGGAGUGGCAGAGGGUGCUGCAGCGGAUACUGACAAGAAGCCGGAAGCUGUACCGGAUACUGACAAGAAGCCGGAAGCUGUGAAUGAGAAUAAGCCAGAGAUUGAGAAGGAGAAUACGCCAGAGGUCAAGAAGGAGAUUGGUGGGCAGGAGGCCAAGGAGGGGAAGGCUGUAAAUGGUCGCAUCUUUGGGGCCAAGAGAAAGCUAUGCAGUGUGGAACCAGUGGACGAGUCUCCAUAUGUUGAGAACCUCCACGAGGAAAGGAAGGAUGCAAUGGCCUGCAAGGAGCCUCCCUCUCCUUAUUUUUCCUCAGCAAGAGCAAAGAGAAAUGGGAAGCCAGUGUUUACUGAUUCCAUGGACUAUGUCCUCCAGAAGAAGCUACGGGUUUGGUGUUCUGCAUCAGAUGAGAAGUGGGAACUUGGACAGAUUGAAUCAAUUUCUGGAGAUGACGUCGAAAUACACCUUGUUAAUGGAGAAGUUUUGACGCUGCCACCAGAAAGACUUUUGCCUGCCAACCCUGAUAUUCUAGAUGGAGUGGAUGAUUUGAUCCAGAUGAGCUACUUAAAUGAACCUUCUGUCCUUUACAAUCUGCAAUACCGAUACUCUCGUGAUCUUAUCUACACAAAAGCAGGACCUGUUCUGAUUGCUAUCAACCCACUGAAAGAGGUUCCACUCUAUGGGAAAGAUUUCAUCAGAAAAUACAGACAGAAGCUCACAAAUGAUCCACAUGUGUAUGCAAUUGCUGAUAUAGCUUUUAAUGAAAUGCUAAGAGAUGGCAUAAACCAAUCUAUAAUAAUAAGUGGUGAAAGUGGAGCAGGAAAAACUGAAACAGCUAAAAUUGCGAUGCAGUAUUUGGCUGCUCUAGGGGGAGCUAAUGGAAUGGAGUCUGAAGUUCUACAGACCAAUGUUAUUCUGGAAGCAUUAGGGAAUGCAAAAACAUCAAGAAAUGAUAACUCGAGCCGAUUUGGCAAACUUACUGAAAUGCACUUUUCUGAAACCGGAAAGAUUUGUGGCGCUAAAAUACAAACAUUCCUGCUUGAGAAGUCGAGGGUUGUUCGGAGGGCACCAGGAGAGAGAUCAUAUCAUAUUUUCUAUCAGCUGUGCUCUGGAGCUUCUCCUCUUCACAGAAAAAAAUUGUUACUGAGAGACGCCAAUUACUAUAAUUACUUGAAGCAGAGUUCUUGCUUGAGAAUUGAUGGUGUUGAUGAUGCUAAAAGAUUUUCAUCAUUAUUGGGUGCAUUGGAUAUUGUUCAGAUAUCUGGGGAAAACCAGAUGGAAUUAUUUUCUAUGCUUGCAGUUGUCUUGUGGCUGGGAAAUAUUUCAUUCUCUGUGAUAGACAAUGAAAACCAUGUGGAAGUUGAUUCAAAUGAAGGGUUGGCUAAUGCGGCAAAGCUGUUAGGUUGCAGUGUUCCUCAAUUGGUGAUUGCUCUCUCAACUCGUAAAAUCCAAGCUGGAAAGGAAAAUAUUGUUCAAAGAUUGACGUUAACCCAGGCAAUCGAUGCAAGGGAUGCUCUAGCGAAGUCAAUCUAUGCUCAUCUGUUUGACUGGAUUGUUGAGCAAAUUAACCACUCGCUUGGAACGGGGAGACAACGUACACGAAGAUCCAUAAGUAUUUUGGAUAUUUAUGGCUUCGAGUCUUUCAAUAAAAAUGGCUUUGAACAGUUCUGUAUAAAUUAUGCCAAUGAAAGACUGCAACAGCAUUUUAACCGACAUCUAUUCAAACUAGAACAGGAGGAGUACCUGGAUGAUGGAAUUGACUGGGUCAGUGUAGAAUUUGUGGACAACACUGACUGUUUAUCUCUCUUUGAGAAGAAGCCUCUAGGGCUAUUGUCUUUGCUGGAUGAAGAGUCUACGUUCCCAAAGGCAACAGAUCUUUCCUUUGCUAACAAACUUAAGCAGCACUUGAGUGGAAACCCUGGAUUUAAGGGCGAACAGGAUGGUGCUUUUAAGAUUUGUCAUUAUGCUGGAGAGGUUUCAUAUGAUACAACUGGGUUCUUGGAGAAGAAUAGAGAUCCACUGCACACCGAGUCAAUUCAAUUACUCUUUUCGUGCAAAAGUGAUCUUCCAAAAGAUUUUGCGUCUGUCAUGAUUGCUUAUUCUCAGAAUAAAUCAAGUUUGUCAUGUCACUUAUUAGUUGAUUCACAAAAACAAAGUGUUGUGAACAAAUUUAAGGCUCAACUAUUCAAGCUAAUGCAGCAAUUAGAGAAUACAAGUCCUCAUUUCAUUCGAUGCAUCCAGCCAAAUAACAAACAACGCCCGAGGCAAUUCGAACAUGACCUUGUCUUGCACCAGCUUAAAUGCUGUGGGGUGUUUGAAGUUGUGAGGAUAUCAAGAGCAGGCUAUCCAACUCGGAUGACACACCAACAGUUUGCUGAAAGAUAUGGAUUUCUUCUCUCUCAUUCUGUCGCAUCUCAGAAUCCACUUAGUAUUUCAGUUGCUGUAUUACAACAAUUCAGUAUACCCCCAGAAAUGUAUCAAGUUGGCUACACAAAAUUGUUUCUUCGUACGGGACAGGUUGCUGCACUGGAAAAUGCUAAAAACCGGAUGCUCCAUGGAGCUCUUCGGAUUCAGAGAAACUUCCGUGGGUUGCAUACUCGACGAGAAUAUUACACACUGAAGAAAGGAGCAACAGCUUUGCAGUCAUUUGUAAGAGGUGAAAAGGCAAGAUUUCGAUUUGAUUACCUUUUCAAGAGAUGGAGGGCAGCUGUUCUCAUACAGAAGUACACUAGGCGUCGACUUGCAGCCACCAUGUUUACUGAUCAGCUAAAAAAUAUUGUUGUUCUACAGUCUGUGAUGCGUGGGUGCCUGGCCAGGAAGAAAUUCAAGUGCUUGCAGGAAGAAAAGGAAUCUAAAGUCAUCAACAGCAAAGUUAGAAGGGAUGUAAGGAAUAAUAUUUCACAAGUGAGGUUAUGCCAUGAAAUGAAUGGCGAGUAUCCUCGCCAACCAGUUGUCACAGAACUCGAGGGGCGCGUUUCGAAAGCUGAGGCUUUAUUACGAGACAAAGAGGAAGAAAAUGCGAUGCUGAAGCAACAAUUGGAACAGUAUGAGAAUAAAUGGUCAGAAUAUGAGACCAAGAUGAAAGUUAUGGAAGAGGCAUGGAAGAAACAGCUCUCUUCUCUGCAGUUGAGUCUUGUGGCUGCUAAGAAGAGCCUAGCUGCUGAUGACAUGGUCACCCGAGCAGCUCGGACUGAUACCACUCCAACGCAUGCUCAAUACGACUCUGAAGAUACAAUGUCCACAGGGACCCAUACCCCAGAAGGGACAGAGUUGAAAUACCAAAACCACAACCCUGAACCUAGACUGGCGACAGGAAACUCAGAUAGGCGGAUAAAUGCUGUGAAUCACCUAGCAAAGGAGUUUGAGGACAGGCGACAGGUAUUCGACGACGAUGCUGGCUUCCUUGUCGCCGUGAAAUCCGGACAGAUUGGUUCAAAUAUGAAUCCGGACGAUGAACUCAGGAAGCUGAAGGACCGGUUCGCUACAUGGAAGAAAGACUACAAAUCUCGGUUGAAGGAAACGAAGGUAAACCUUCAGAAGGUCGGCAGUCAUGACGAGAAAUCUCGGAAAAGAUGGUGGGGGAAGAAGAGCUCCAAGUGAACGCGGACGUUACAAGGUCAGAGCAUUUCCUCAUAUUUUGAGUGCCAUUGCAUCAAAGGAAGAGAGAUCAAGAAAUGGCAGGAGAGAAGGCGGUUUUGUGAUUCUCGCUCUCUAUCGCAAGCAAGCCUGGUGAGAUGGCGGCGACGACGAACUCCAUCGCCGAUACCUGCGCGUCCAGUUUUUCGGGAGUGUCUGAAAGGGUUGCAAGAGGCACAGCAAGAGAUCUGUACAUGUAUGUUAGUUCUGAGUUGUCAGUGUAUGUAUGUGUAUGUUGUCGUGUAUGUAGAGCGAUGAACCGGAAAUAUGACAGGGUAAUUAAAUACAGAUUAUCCGCCGAGAGCGAAUAGAGAUGCAACAGCAGGACUGUAAUGUGUACAGCAAAGAAAUCGUUGGAAUGUGCAAGGCGUUUGAAUCCAUUGUUUCCUUCCUUA